UUUUUUUUUUUUUGCUGGGUCUCUAACGCUGGGAGACCUAGCCGCCGCGGCGCGCGCGGCGAAGAUUGCACGACCCGUCUGCGAUUCGGAAGACUGCGUGGGGAUCGCUUCGGGAGUCCGGGCGCUGCAGCUCCCCACCUUAGCCAGCCGGUGACGCGUCUAGAUCCACGUUGGAAAGAGGGAGAGAGGAAAGAAAGAGGAGAGAGAGAGAGCGCGAGCGAGCGAGCGAGCAAGCGAGCGAAACAAACAAAAAAGUGCUGGAGAUUUCUGCAAAUUGCGGGCUGCUUUGGGGUAACAAAAGGACCCGAGUUGCCGACUGAGUGCCCCCCGGGAGCCGGGCUCGGAGCGGACUAGGUGCCCGUCGGCGCCCAUUCUGGCUGGGGCUUCUAACUCUUUCUCCAACGUAGUCCCCUUCCCGUCCCCUCCCCUCUCGUUCCCUUUUAAGAUCCGUGGCACGGAGGCGCCUGCAGCAGCUCUCGCCCGCGACUCAUCUCUCCAGCGGGUUUUUUUUGUUUGUUUGUUUGUUGGUUUGGUUGGUCGUGUGCGAUCCCCACACUCAUGAACAUACACAGGUCCACCCCUAUCACAAUAGCAAGAUAUGGGCGAUCGCGGAACAAAACCCAGGAUUUCGAAGAGUUGUCGUCUAUAAGGUCCGCCGAACCCAGCCAGAGUUUCAGCCCGAACCUUGGCUCCCCGAGCCCGCCCGAGACUCCGAACUUGUCGCAUUGCGUUUCUUGCAUCGGGAAAUACUUAUUGUUGGAACCUCUGGAGGGAGACCACGUUUUUCGUGCCGUGCAUCUGCACAGUGGAGAGGAGCUGGUGUGCAAGGUGUUUGAUAUCAGCUGCUACCAGGAGUCCCUGGCCCCAUGCUUUUGCCUGUCUGCCCAUAGCAACAUCAACCAAAUCACCGAAAUUAUCCUGGGGGAGACCAAAGCCUAUGUGUUCUUUGAGCGCAGCUAUGGGGACAUGCAUUCCUUUGUCCGCACCUGCAAGAAGCUGAGGGAGGAGGAGGCAGCCAGACUGUUCUACCAGAUCGCCUCAGCAGUGGCCCACUGCCAUGAUGGGGGUCUGGUGCUGCGGGAUCUCAAGUUGCGGAAAUUCAUCUUUAAGGAUGAAGAAAGGACUCGGGUCAAGCUGGAAAGCUUGGAAGAUGCAUAUAUUCUGCGGGGAGAUGAUGAUUCCCUUUCUGACAAGCACGGCUGCCCAGCGUAUGUAAGUCCGGAGAUCUUGAACACCAGUGGCAGCUACUCGGGCAAAGCCGCCGAUGUGUGGAGCCUGGGAGUGAUGCUCUACACCAUGUUGGUAGGGCGGUACCCUUUCCAUGACAUUGAGCCCAGUUCCCUCUUCAGCAAGAUCCGGCGUGGCCAGUUCAACAUUCCAGAGACUCUGUCACCCAAGGCCAAGUGCCUCAUCCGAAGCAUCCUGCGGCGGGAGCCCUCAGAGAGGCUGACCUCCCAGGAAAUUCUGGACCAUCCUUGGUUUUCUACAGAUUUUAGUGUGUCGAAUUCAGGCUAUGGUGCUAAGGAAGUGUCUGAUCAGCUUGUGCCGGAUGUCAAUAUGGAAGAGAACUUGGACCCAUUCUUUAACUGAGCUCACGCCCCCCACACACAGAGACUUAACAGGUACCAGGAGUGAGAGAGAGAGAGGGCAAGGAAAGGCAUUCUUCCAGGAAACACACCACAUCGCCUGGCUCGGUAGCAAGAAAGACACUUACACUCACACGUUUCUUUGUUCAAAGAAGAAAAACCUUCAAGGAGCUGAUGUAAACAUGUAGCACGGGGGCAAGAGAGGUGGGAUGGGGGUCUAGCUCUGUGGACUGGUGAGCAGAGUAGAGGAGACCCCCUGGAGUUUCUCUCCCUUGGUGUAGGCCCCGAAGAUCAUCCCCAUCAAUUGGGCCACUUCCACCUAACCCACUUUUCAUUUGGUUCAAAACUAGUCUCAGAUCCUGACAGAAUCGAAACUCUGCCUCAGACACACAUCUUGGCAUCGCACUGUUAGCAUUUAACUUCUUGUCACGAUUCAGGGAAGGUACAAUUGGCCAAGGAUUUUCUUACUUUCUUUCUUUCUUCUUCUUUUUUUUUCUUUUGAACAAGCCAACCACCUAUCUGAUAGUUAACGGGGUUCACUUAAAACAAUUCGGUGCACACAGACUGAUACGAAACCUGGGUGCUAAACUAAAAGAAAAUUAAAAGUCCAUUUUGUGUCUCUUAAUCACUUUCUUCAACUCAUUUCUUCUAAAUAAACUAUUUACUAUCCUGGUCAGGAAAUAGCAUGGUAAUGCUUUGUUCCCUGAAGGGAAAAAAAAAAAAAUCUGUCCUUUAACAAGCUAUUCUGUUUUGUGUCAAUUGGUUUCUGGCAGGAAGCUAUUAGAAGUCAAACUUCCAGAUGCAUUACUGCUAUCAUAGUUUAAAGAAAGGGGGAAGGGGGCCAGGGAAAGAGAAAUUCAACUCCUUCAUUUUUUCUCUUGAAUGAUGAUGAGGCUGCAUUACAGGCAUUCCUAUUUGCUGAGAUGACAGCAACGGCUUAAGAGAGCAGGAAGGCCUGGGAAGCUGAAGCUUUUGCAACACUGAUCUUUGAUUGAAAACCGGUGAAGCAAAGCAGGUUGUCCCACAUGUAUGAAAACAGGGCAGCUAUUUCAUUUUCUAGAUGAAGAAUGAUCCUUGUGACUUGGAAGGCCCUCUGGUUUGGACAAAAACCCUCAGUAGAGACAAGCAAGAAGGAUACUAAGCUGAAAGCUAGGAUGAUAUAAAUAAAAGCAGCUCUCUAUCCCAAUACGCACCUUUGUAUUUUCAAAAACUCUUCUAUUUAUUAAGGAAAAUGUCACAUUGUGAUGUAUUAAGCCAGUACUUCAAUUACGGGUUGACUUGGGAUAACAUGUUACAUGCUGUAGUUAACAUUUAUAUCUAUUUUUUUUCUUGUUUGAGUAUUUCCGUCCCUGAAAUAACCUUUUAUUUGGCUUCUCUAGAUAGCUUUAUUUGAUUUCGAGUGGCAAAUGUUUUGGUUUUUUUUUAUUACGGCUUUUCUAUUGCUGUAUGAUGCAGAACUCUUUUGGCAUAAAUAUUUGUGUUCCCAGUACCUCAGUUGUUUGAAUUUUACUGCCUGUAUAUGUUUUGUGAAAUGGUCAUGUUUUUGGGUAGGUAACACGUGGACUCUAGUGUGUAAAUGUUACUUGAAUCUGUGCUUCAUUAGAGUAUGUGGCAUGUAUGUGCAGAUCUUGGAUGCUUUAUGCCUGUCCAGCAGGACCCCGACCCUCGUGUUCCUAGGAGGGCGGCCUCCACGUUCAUAGUCACAAGACAAGGCGGCCAUGGAUUUGCCCUUGAUUCUAUUUUGAUAAUGGAAGAUAUGAAGGAGAGAGGUUUUUGACAUUCUGAAGACGGUGCUGUGUCAAGAAGGACCUUUUCUUCUUCCCUUUUCCCUAUUUUUUCAGUACCCCAAAGGAGGAAAGAUUGGUGACAUGCAUGGCGGGAAUCUAUGGCCUCUGGUGCUUUGUCCUGUAUUUGGUUUAAUGUUUUUGUCCUAAUCUCUUCAAUCAAUAAAAUUGUGCGUAUUUAACUAAGA
Sorex fumeus (smoky shrew) is the source of this 3558-nucleotide messenger RNA. RefSeq names its product tribbles pseudokinase 2 (gene TRIB2). The record is from RefSeq and is a predicted model, not a curated record. The coding region runs from base 559 to 1590 and encodes 343 amino acids. Gene Ontology annotation, molecular function: mitogen-activated protein kinase kinase binding; protein kinase activity; ATP binding. The transcript has 3 exons. Lineage: Eukaryota; Metazoa; Chordata; Mammalia; Eulipotyphla; Soricidae. Gene Ontology annotation, cellular component: nucleus. Gene Ontology annotation, biological process: protein phosphorylation; regulation of MAP kinase activity; positive regulation of proteasomal ubiquitin-dependent protein catabolic process.